This is a messenger RNA of Planococcus citri (citrus mealybug), 1511 nucleotides long. RefSeq names its product zinc finger protein Zpr1 (gene Zpr1). Gene Ontology annotation, cellular component: cytoplasm; nucleus. Gene Ontology annotation, molecular function: zinc ion binding. The coding region runs from base 84 to 1421 and encodes 445 amino acids. Lineage: Eukaryota; Metazoa; Arthropoda; Insecta; Hemiptera; Pseudococcidae. The transcript is spliced from 6 exons. The record is from RefSeq and is a predicted model, not a curated record.
AUCACUAAUCCUCAAAAUUUAAAAUUUCGAAGAAGAAUACUUUUUGAGAUAUUUAAUCUUUAAAUAAAUUAUAUUCCAUCAAAAUGGGCAGUACAAGUAACGCUAUAUUUCGAAACCUCAACGCCGAUGAUCCAGAUCCAGAAACCACCUGCAUCGAAAGCUACUGCGUGAAUUGCGGUGAAAAUGGUAUGACUCGUAUGCUGUUGACAAAGAUCCCAUUUUAUAAAGAUGUCAUCCUAAUGUCCUUCGAUUGCGAACACUGUGGUUACCAAAACAACGAAAUUCAAUCAGGAGGCAGAGUCGAAGAGAAAGGUGUUCGAAUUCGACUGAAAGUAGAAAACGCCGAAGAUCUGAAUCGUACUCUUGUGAAAUCCGAUCACACAUCGGUCAAAAUCCCCGAACUCGAUUUCGAAAUUCCUUCUGGAUCUCAGAAAGGAGAAGUAACUACGGUUGAAGGUGUAGUCGAUCGAGCUGUAGCUGGACUAAAACAAGACCAAGAAGCUCGUCUGAAAGAACAUCCAGAAAUAGCAGCUCAAAUCGAACAAUUCGUUGAAAAAUUAUCUCAAUUGAAAGAAGCCGGAACUCCGUUUACUAUGAUAAUCGAAGACAUCAGCGGUAACUGUUUCUUAUCGAAUCCUAAAGCACCCGAACGAGAUCCUCGUACUGAAACCAGUCUAUUUGUACGAAACAAAGAUCAAGAUCAUGCAUUAGGUAUAUACACUCGAGAAGAAUUAGACGAUGAACCAGUUGAAGAAAACACUGCGGGUGUAUUGACUGCACCGGAAGAGACCAUGACGUACGAGAGUCUACUAACUGAGGUGUUUCAGCUUCCUUCAAACUGUCCAUCUUGUAACGCACCUUGUACGGUUAAUAAUAAGCUAACGAAAAUACCAUAUUUUAAAGAAGUUUUGAUUAUGGCUACAAAUUGUGAUACUUGCGGAUACAGAUCGAACGAGGUUAAAUCUGGAACCGGUAUCGAAGAAAAAGGUGUCCGUUUAGAAGUAACUGUUACCGAUGCUGAAGAUUUUACCAGAGAUGUGCUCAAAUCGGAUACUUGUUCUUUAUUCAUUCCAGAAUUGGAAUUAGAAGUCGGUCCGGCAACUAUGGGCGGUCGUUUUACAACCGUUGAAGGGUUGCUUGUAAAUAUCAAAGAGCAAUUGGAUACUCAAGGUUCUAUGGCUAGUGAUAGUGCUGAUACAGAUACUGUAUCUAAAAUGAACGAGUUUUUGAAGAAAUUAGACGAUGUGAUAGCUUGCAAAGUACCAUUCACGUUGAUUUUAGAUGAUCCGGCUGGAAAUAGCUACGCUCAGAGUAAAACUCCGCCCGAACCGGAUGAUAAAUUGAAAAUUACUCAGUACGAGAGAACUGAUGAGCAGAAUGACGAUCUUGGUAUAAAUGAUAUGGUGUUAGAUAAUUAUUGAUCGUGUUAGGUUACGAAAUGUAUUUCAAUAUGUCAUCUUUUUACAAUCAUUUUGUACUUAUUUUGUUGAAUAGAUUUCAUAAUCGAAGUA